This is a messenger RNA of Umbelopsis ramanniana AG, 2058 nucleotides long. RefSeq lists its product as uncharacterized. The coding region runs from base 14 to 1699 and encodes 561 amino acids. The transcript has 6 exons. NCBI's taxonomy places the organism in Eukaryota, Fungi, Mucoromycota, Umbelopsidomycetes, Umbelopsidales, Umbelopsidaceae. Gene Ontology annotation, molecular function: UDP-glycosyltransferase activity. The record is from RefSeq and is a predicted model, not a curated record.
UUCUAUAUUAUCCAUGGUUAGUUCAAGUAGAACGAUAACAGCCUUUUUGCUGUGCUGUUUCCUAGCCGUAGUUGUCGCCUUGGAGGACAAGCGAAAGCUGGUUGCUUUGGCUGCCAUCCCAUUUCCAGGUCAUGCUAAACCUUUACACCGCAUUGGUCAAGAAUUAGCGCUUCGAGGAUAUGAUGUGAAGAUGUUCAUGAUGAAGCGAGCUGGAUACACCAAGGCUUUUGAGAAGGACCCCUUGGUGGAAUUCAUACCUUUGGGUGACUACGAGAAGGAUGUCUGUGAUGAGGAAACUUAUGCAAUCUUCGCUCAAGACUUGGCUUUUAAUGAAGGCCCAGGCAAUCUUACACUAGGGAUGAUGUGCAUGUUUGGAAAAUCGUCCACCGCUCUCAAGGAUGGUCUUACCGAUUACAUUACCAAUGUUCAGCGCCCUGAUAUUCUUAUCAGCGAUUAUGCUAGUUUUGCAGCCACAGAUAUUGGCAAUCAUUUGGGUAUCCCUACGGUAGUCAACCUUCCUGGGUUCCAGCUGAGAUAUGACUUCUUCUCCGUGCCUAUUGGUACUGGAAUGUCUCGCAAACAGACUGCAUCUCUGCCUUAUCGAUUUAAGCUUCACUUGUUUGAAGCGGUCCAACGUCUUGCUAUCGGAGCGCCGCUCGGGCUUACAACUUUCGCUCACUGGAACAGACUGGAGAUGUAUGAAAAGGCUGUUGUGAAGCAGAUGGGAGACCCAUGGAACAAGAAUCCUUUCAUUGUCAAUAAUAUGGUCGGACUCGACUACGCGCAAUUCACAGGCUCCCAUCACUAUCUGAGCGGUCCUAUUUUGAGUAAACCCGAGGCAGUCUCCAACGUUAAUAUUGAUCGCGAAAAUUGUGAAGACAUUCGUCCAUGGCUCAAUGCUACCGAACGUCCUAUUAUUUAUAUAAGUUUUGGCACAACUGGAUCAUUUACUAAGGAAUCAAUGACGGCUCUUCUGGAGGGCUUUAAGAAUCUGCACGAAGAUCCUCGCUAUAGUAAUUAUGAUAUGCUUUGGAGAAUUCCUUAUUCUCAGCGACCGCUUAUUGUUCCCAACAACUCCAACUCUAACGGAUCCGCACAAGAUUUGAGCCUUAGCUUCUUCCCCAAGUACAUCCAUUCCGUUGACUGGCUUUGCUCACAAGAAGAGGUCCUAUCACACCCAAAUGUUAAACUUUUCAUUACUCACGGCGGUGCCAACUCACCUUGGGAAUCCAUUCGAGAGCUUGUGCCUAUGGUUGUGGUUCCUUCCUUUUUUGAUCAAAAUGAUAUGGCUAUACGUAUUCACGAUCGUGAGUUGGGAGUUCGGAUUCGUCACCCUUUGACAUGCACUAAAGAGGAGGUCCUUGAAGCUCUUCAUGAGAUUCUUGAUCCUACCAAGUACGAGCGUGUGUUGAAAAACUUGAGAAUGGUUCGUGCGUUACUUCGAAACCUGGUCGGUGAUGACUUCUCUGAUGGCGCAAAGAACGCAGCAAACUAUGUUGAGUCAUUAUUGUCGUUGAAUGGAGACUUCUCUCAUCUCCUUCCUAUCCAAACUGAACUUGCUUGGUGGCAGGUGCAGCAAUGGGAUCUCAUUGGUAUCUAUGUCGCGAUUGCGUCAUUGACCACCGCCAGCAUUGGAUAUCUUAUUGGUGCAAGAAGCAAAAGAUCCAAAGUCAUCGCCGAUGGCAAGAAGGACCAGUGACAGGAAAAUUGUAGCUAGACAGGCUAUUGUGAGCUCGCUCAUACCAUAGAUUCGCCACAUAAAACCUUUUUGUAUUGUCCUACGUUGCUGGUUGGUUCUCAUCUUUAUAAAAAAGUUGAUUCUCCGUAAAUGCAUUGAUCCUUAGCGCUAUCUGCGGAGAGCUGAGUAAUGAUCUAAGUUGAUCGGAACCAGGUAUGCGGGAGGGGCUGUACAUGAAUACAAAGGGGCCAUACAAUGCAAAGAAAAAAGCGUCUUAUGACAAGCAAUGCAGUAGGUAUAUGAAUAUUCAGCGACUUGCUCUCAUUCUAACCAUGCUGAUGCACUAAUAGCACUGCACUAGGUGGUGAAGAUGAUGUGGA